GUGUCUAGGCAGCCUGUCAGUGAGUGGGAAAGUGACCAAGACCGAUGUUAGCACAGAAUUUGCGCGUUAUUAAACUCCAGUCUGGAGAAAAACUAAUAUUUGAAGAUAGGAACUCGCCUCUAAGUACAUGUCGGCGGGUGGCUGACAAACAUGAGGAGGACCCCGACCACGAGUACAGCGACUGGCACCUCCUCCCUGACCUCCUGCUCGAACAGAUCUUCCAGUACCUGACGCUGUGCGAGCGGUACAAUGCCUCCUUGGUAUGCUGGAAUUGGUAUGCAGCUUUCUACUUUCCGAGAGUUUGGUACACCUUCGUUUUCCACGAUGAGCUGCUCACCAAAAGAAAAUUCAAUUAUUAUUCUGGAUAUCAGAAACGACUCGACCACUACAAGGUCACCAUAUUUUUGUCAAACAUGGGCAAGUUUAUCAAGACGUUGAUAAUCAAGCCAAUGACGAAUUUCUUCAGCCUUUACGAGUUUUGCAACAUGUCCUGUUUCAUGAACCACAAAGUCCCGGGCACGCUCGAGAACGUCCAUACUUUCAGAUUCCACUUCUCGUGCCACUUGGCGCAGCGCUCGGAGGAGGUCGUGUUCGGAACCGGCGGCGAAAUCCUCCAGAUAAUCAAGCGCCUCAUCGGGAUCCUGACGAGGCUGAAGACGCUGGAGCUCAGGGACCUGCUUCUAGAGGGCGCCGACGGCCUGCAGCUGCUGGACGACGUUUGCGUCGAAUGCUGCGAAACCCUCCAGACCUUGAUCCUGGUCAACAUAACGAAGCACAACCACUGCCUGCUUCAUCCGGGAGCCUUCGUAAACCUCCAGACGCUAGUCAUUUCCCCUCAGAAUAUCGGGGAGGACCUGCUCGAGCUCUUAUCGCACACGACUCUAAGGAACAUGUUCAUCGUGCAGAACAAGUACACAGACAGCGGGCGCGUCCUCGACCCCCUGGCCUGGAAGCGCUGCCGGACCACCAACCCGAGGCUGCGCGUCCACCUCAGCUCCGAAGGCAACUCCAAGAAGGAGAUUCUCUGGCAGCGACGCGCGCCCGUCAAGAGUAUUGUGUACGAGUCUCCUUACGCGAAGAUUACUACAUCGGUGAUGAUGCAGCUUGUGGAGCUCUACCACUCCGACCUGGAGGUGUUCGCGCACAAGCAGCUGCCGCGAUUCCACAUGCCGAGGUCGUUCCACGACAGAGCCGAUUCCUCCCUCAUCCUGCUGGCCAGGCAGUGCCCCUACUUGCACACUUUGGUGGUCCGUGAGAAAAUAUCAACUGCAACGGUACUUCUGUUGGUUUAUACUGCAAAAAAUCUCCAAUUUCUCUACGUUCGCAAAAAUGCCAUACUCUUGAAGGCGGACUGGCCGAUGAACCCCGACUGGACCUUCGAGUUCUACGAUUGGCUGCGGCGCAGCGCCCGCUCCUACGAGGCGAUGGAGCGCGAGGUGUCCCAGAUCCUGGGCUACAGGUGGCAGGCGCUCACGGACAAGCAGUAUAAGAAUCUCCAGUUAGAUCUUGAAAAGUCGCGUUAUAUGUACUUCUAGCACUUCAGCGCUGGUGAAUUCAUGUGCACACUCGCUUUCUUAAACGUAUAUGUUUGCACGCACGUACACACGGUUACACACACUCAUUCACUGAUUCAUAUACAUAACGCAUGACGUAUGUAAAAGUAUCUAGAUCUAUCUAUCUGUUUGUAUCUACUUAAUGUAUAUAUUCAAGCCCUCAGUAUCAUCUUAUCUGUCUGUGUCCUACAGAUAUGCCAACCCUUGCACACGCAGCAUCAAGGCAAUUCAUUUCGCGCACCAACCUGCUUCUCAGCAAACAGUCUGCGAGGCCUCAUUCCUGUAUCAGUUUUCUCCUGCGGGAGUUUACAUUGUCUCUUUCUAUGAGCAAUUCGACCUUUAUCUCGGGUCAGGAAAGCAGAAACACGGCCCCAGAAACGAGCCUAUUCGAUUUCAUACAAACUGUAAGGCAAUCUUCAGGUUUAAAAAAGAUACUAACUCAUCCCCCAGGAAUUUUUUUUUAGAGAGGAGACAAAGACGGAAAUGAUAUAAUUAGGAAACACUGGAAGGUGUAUAUUGUCUUAAUAUGACUAAUUGUUACAAAUGGGUAAUACAGGAAAGGUUAAAUGAUGUGAUAAAUCAUAUCUCACCAAAAAAAUAGGAGAAGAUAAUGAUUCUUCCAUAAGAUAUCCUUUUUAGGAAUGUCAUAGAUUCGGUUUCUUUGUUGACUAAAUGUAGCUCUGCCUUUCAUCUCUCUUCAUUGCCUUCCAAACUAACUACAGGAACAACACACCCCUUCAUUCUCAAACGACCAACACCGCCUUUGGCAGUCAUUCCACACGUACACUUCUAACAAGUAUAGCACAGCCUGGAAUACUAUUCUUUGUUGUUGUUUUUUCUAUUUGGAAAAUUAUAUUCUUGUUGAACAUGCGAUGAGAGCAAACAGUAUUUAGUUUCACCAUACCCAGGACCUCACACUGCGAAUAUUCGGUGCCUCGUCACCCUGUGAGUUGAUUUCUCAUUCUUCGUCGACCUGGCAUUGUAAAACAGUGUUUUAAUUCAUGGAUAUCAAUCACGAGCUAAAUGUUUAUACCUUGCGAUUUUGUGCAGUAUGUGAGGUAAUGAUGACUGGUCAUAGAAUCAUCCUUUAUGAAGGAACAACCUUAGUCUUGUUUCGUAUAUUAAACUUCUCUUGUGUAAAGUGAUUUGUUCUGACAAACUGGAGGUUUGUAUAUAUCUAUGCUCUUUAUCUGUUUCUUACUUUUUUAUUGGAAUUAUGUGGAUUGAAUUUGUAAGAUAUAAUUUUUGUUGGUACCGCAAGGUUGAAUGCUGGAUCUAUCUGUAUAUGUAUAGGCUGUUUCAAUUUUGUUAAAAUCUUGAUAUCCAUAAUGGGAUGCUCUAUCUUUGUAUAAGAAUUUAGAAUUUGAUAUGUAGAAUGAUAUUUGUUAAUUGUUUCGUGAAUCACAAGCUCCUGUUCCAAAGCAUAGUGUAAAUACGCCCUUGUUACUUAUUUUACUGAUACGUCCUUCUAUUUCUGUGUGUUUUGGCAUAUGGAGGCAAUUGCGCCUUUCUUUCUUUUGACGUAUCUUUCUGUCUACGCACACUCUCUCACACACGCGCGC
Penaeus monodon (black tiger shrimp) is the source of this 3115-nucleotide messenger RNA. RefSeq lists its product as uncharacterized. The record is from RefSeq and is a predicted model, not a curated record. Gene Ontology annotation, molecular function: protein binding. Lineage: Eukaryota; Metazoa; Arthropoda; Malacostraca; Decapoda; Penaeidae.